Messenger RNA from Plectropomus leopardus (leopard coralgrouper), 1241 nucleotides. RefSeq names its product prostaglandin E receptor 1c (subtype EP1) (gene ptger1c). Gene Ontology annotation, biological process: adenylate cyclase-activating G protein-coupled receptor signaling pathway; inflammatory response; positive regulation of cytosolic calcium ion concentration. Gene Ontology annotation, molecular function: prostaglandin E receptor activity; thromboxane receptor activity. NCBI's taxonomy places the organism in Eukaryota, Metazoa, Chordata, Actinopteri, Perciformes, Serranidae. Gene Ontology annotation, cellular component: plasma membrane. The record is from RefSeq and is a predicted model, not a curated record.
CUGCGGACAAGAAAGAUACAUUUGCCCUUUCUUAUUUACUCUGAGCCAACCCGAAUAAUCCUGUGUUCAUCUGGAGUCAUCUGAAGAUGACAAUGAAGAUGAGGACACCAUCUGUACUCAUGACCUCAUUCUCCACCUAUUCUACGCCGUCCAUCCUCCACCAGAACCUGGCGAUCAACUCCUCUGAACAGCCUAGUCCCUGGCUGAACACCAGUACGUGGCCACCCGUCAGAUCUUCAGGUUUAGGAAUGUCCUGCUUCACUAUGACAUUUGGCGCCAUCUCCAACCUCACAGCUCUGGGCCUCCUGUUUAAGUCCCGUGUCCGAUUACGCCGCCAGUCCAGAGCACCAUUUCUGCUUCUAACAGUGGCUUUGCUUUUGGCUGACCUGACAGGUCAUGUGACCCUAGGUGCCUUUGCUUUGCAUCUGCACAUGGAUCAGAAGUAUAAAACACAGGCCAUGAAGCCCACUAAGGAAUUCUGUCAGAUUUUUGGGGCAUGUAUGGUGUUUUUAGGCUUAUGUCCUUUGCUGUUGGGUUGUGCCAUGGCAGUAGAACGCUGUGUGGCCAUCACACAGCCCUUUUUCCACGCUACUAUGAUCACACUGGGUCACGUGUGGCGAGUUGUAUUAUUUCUGUCCUUUCUUGCACUUGUGCUGGCACUUCUACCUUUAAUUAAUGUGGGGACUUACACGACCCAGUCUCCUGGGACAUGGUGUUUCUUGCCUCUCCAUGGUCCACAGUCUACAGCUGACACCAUUCUGGUUCUGGCCUUCUCAUGUCUGGGCCUCACAGCACUCACUCUUUCCCUACUCUGCAACAUCCUGAGCGUUCUGGCAUUGCUUCAGGCCAGAAUUAAGUCCCACGGUGUCAACACAAAAUCAGCAGCUCGCUGCAGCACUCGACGUGCAUCGUCCACGUCUUCCUCCUCGUUUUGUUCGUUGGAUGUGGAGAUGAUGGUGCAACUGGCAAUGAUCACUGUGGUUUCCUGUGUUUGCUGGGGCCCCUUUCUUAUCCAGAUUCUUUUGAUGCAGUUCAACCAAAGGAUCUCAGCUGGUGAGAAAGACAGGCUCAUGCUUCUGGGCUUGCGUAUGGCCGCCUGGAAUCAGAUCUUGGACCCUUGGGUUUACAUCUUACUGAGGAAGGCAGUGCUUUUCAAAGGUUGCUGUGCUGUCUACACACAGAGACCUUCAGAGAAAGAAAAUAGGUCCAGUGCAGACAGGCCAGCCUCCAGUCUGCAAUGA